Molecule: messenger RNA, 6231 nt
Organism: Monodelphis domestica (gray short-tailed opossum)
Lineage: Eukaryota; Metazoa; Chordata; Mammalia; Didelphimorphia; Didelphidae
Gene: REL
Product: REL proto-oncogene, NF-kB subunit
Biological process (GO): canonical NF-kappaB signal transduction; non-canonical NF-kappaB signal transduction; response to cytokine
Cellular component (GO): cytoplasm; nucleus
Molecular function (GO): DNA-binding transcription factor activity, RNA polymerase II-specific; RNA polymerase II cis-regulatory region sequence-specific DNA binding
Source: RefSeq, a predicted model, not a curated record
CUUCGACUUGGUCCCGCCUCCCGCCCCUCGUUGGGCGUGGGGAGGAGAGUGCUAGCCUUGGACACCGGCUUUUGCCAUAGAGAAGCAAAGGGAGAAAAGCCGGGACAGGGGGCGGGGCCGAGGGGCGGGGUGCUGGAGGAACGGGGUUCGCUACUCCUGGAAGCCGGCGGACUAGGCUGACUGGCGGCGGGUGCUGACAGAGAAUACGCCCUACCUUGCCCUGCCCUUUCUAUUCUACUCUACUCUACUCUACGAUACCCUACCCUGCCGUGCACUGUAGACGAACUUUGAGAGGUACCCCGGUGUAAGGAGCCCAGCCGAGCCGAGCCAUGGCGGCCGGUGGAAGUGGACCAUAUGUACAAAUAAUUGAACAACCCAGGCAAAGGGGCAUGCGUUUUCGUUAUAAAUGUGAAGGACGGUCAGCAGGAAGCAUUCCAGGGGAACACAGCACAGAUAAUAACAGAACAUACCCAUCUAUACAGAUAAUGAAUUAUUUCGGGAAAGGAAAAGGAAAAGUGAGAAUAACUCUAGUAACAAAGAAUGAGCCAUACAAACCGCAUCCCCAUGAUCUAGUUGGAAAAGACUGUAGAGAUGGCUACUACGAAGCUGAAUUUGGUCAGGAACGCAGAGCUCUGAUUUUUCAGAAUUUGGGGAUUCGCUGUGUAAAGAAAAAAGAAGUGAAAGAAGCCAUUAUUUCCCGAAUUUCAGCAGAAAUUAAUCCUUUUAAUGUUCCAGAACAACAGCUACUCAACAUUGAAGACUGUGAUCUCAAUGUAGUAAGACUCUGUUUUCAAGUUUUCCUUCUUGAUGAACAUGGCAAUUUAACAUCAGCUCUUCCUCCUGUUGUCUCCAACCCAAUUUAUGAUAAUCGAGCUCCUAAUACUGCAGAAUUAAGGAUCUGUCGUGUAAACAAGAAUUGUGGAAGUGUCAGAGGAGGAGAUGAAAUAUUCCUACUCUGUGACAAAGUUCAGAAAGAUGACAUAGAAGUUCGAUUUGUGUUAAAUGAUUGGGAAGCUAAAGGUAGCUUUUCACAAGCAGAUGUACACCGUCAAGUAGCUAUUGUAUUCCGAACGCCCCCAUUUUACAAAGCUAUUACUGAACCAGUAACAGUAAAAAUGCAGCUCAGAAGACCUUCUGACCAGGAAGUUAGUGAAUCCAUGGAUUUUAGAUAUCUGCCAGAUGAAAAAGAUCCCUAUGGUAAUAAAUCAAAGAAACAGAAAACAAGUUUAGACUUCCAGAAGCUGUUGCAAGGUUGUGUUAAUUUUCCAGAAAGAACAAAAGCUGGGCCUUCCCGAUCAACUGGAGAAGGGAGAAUCAUCAAAAAAGAAAUGCCAAGAACUUCAGAAACGAUGCCUCAAAUCCCAUCUUAUUUUUCUUCAUCCCUUGUGUCAAGUUCCAGUACUAUGUCACAUCAUGCUCCAGCAGUACCCUAUCCUUCUUCAAGCUGGCCUUCAAUGACUCUUUCUACAUCAGUAAAUUUAAUUAAUACACAUUCACCAAAUAGUUUUUCAGCAGGGACACUUCCCUCUGCUUCACAAAGUAGCCAGUCCUUCCUGGAAAUUGCUAAUGUUUCCAGUAGCCUAGAUACUUCAGAUCCCAGCAUUUUUAGCAACGGCACCAAUGGAAUGAGAGCUCCGGCGCUCUCCCAGGCCGACCCCUUCGGUGCCAGCGGCGGCCUGAUGCAGAAUCGUCCUAUGACUCUCCCAGCCCCUGGCAACGACGGCAUGAUGGAGACUGACGUGCACUUUGUGAGCAUGAACAGCCCGGCCUAUAACUCCAUGUUAAACCCCAGGGACUACCGGAGGCCGCUCCCUCCGUCAUCGGCCCCUGCCAGGGCUUCCAGCUCCAGCCCUGCCCUCUUUGGCCCACAGCCAGACGUGUUCGACUCCGUAGAUUUUAGUUGUCUAGAGAACAGUACCGUCAGCGAGUCUAAGUCCGCAGGAAAUCCUCAUCCAAAUAAUCCAAGCUUUGUGCAUAACAGUCAGUGCUAUGUUAAUGAUAACAUGCAAAGUGAAGAUCAUUUUAAUUCCUUUGAUGCCAGUUUUGACUUUUUAAUGACUAAUUAAAAUGGAGUUUGUAUCUUUGAAUACAUAUUUGCAGGUAUUUUAAGAUUAUUUUGAAUCUUAUGAUGCAUCAUUUUAAACCAUUUUUUUGCACUGAAGACUUGCUAUAAAUUGAUUAUCAUGUGAAUUUGGUCUUUUGUAGAUCUUGCCUAAAGGAGAUUGUCAUGGAAGUGCCCAAAGUAUUUCUUACAGCAAAGUUUUCCCUACAGCGUUGGCUUUUCUGAAGGAGCUACUAGAAAAGGGCACUUACAACGAGGCUCUAGGACACUAGCAAGUGAAGCUUUUUAUUCUGGUUAAGACAUUUUACUCUAAUGACUUUCUCCAUACCCAGGUUUUUAUGAAUUAAAUUUGCUGUGGAGCAAAUUAUAUAUAGAUAAUGUAAUGACUAUGUCAUUGGAAAAAAAUAAUUUUCAACAUUAUUAUUAUAGGCAGCAGGUGACCCCUAAGGGGUCUCCUGGGCCUGUGAGGUAUCAUGGGAAGUUUUUCCAGAUGUUGAUAAAGCCCGAGCUUGAAGAAAAUGGAUGGAGUCCUGGGAUCCUCUGGAGUAGGAAGCAAGUUCCCAAGAAGUCCUGCUUUUUUGUUCUCUGGCUCAUCAUUGGAUAAAGCUAUUUCUUUGUAAUGAUUGAAUAUCUAACAUUUCUGCACACCUUUAAAGAAGCUGGAUUGGCUUUGCUGAGAGGGUAGAGGCAUUUAUCCAUAGCUUUUAUCAUCAUCAGGAAUAUUUUAGACUUUCCUUAUCAUUGUAUUUUUCCCCAGAGCCCUCUUCACAUUUUUCAUUUGAUUAAGUUAAUGAUUUAAAAAAAUUUUUUUAAAGUCAAAUAAUGUGAAAUAGGAAAUGACAUGAAUGUAUAUUUAAAAUAUAAUCUGUAGCACACUGGCUACCAUAUUUAGGUUUUUUCUUCUCAUGUCAUAAUGAUUUUUAUUGCAUUAUUAUUUUAGUUGACUGUUUGGACAGUCCCCCAGAAACUUUUCUAGCAAGAAGCCUCAAUGAUAUAUUAUAUAUGUGUAUAUGCACAUAUGUAUAUAUGUAUAAAUGGUGUAAUUAAGUAGAUAGUCCAAAAUGGCACCAGGAUUAUUUCUCUAAGAGUUGAUUUCUCAUCAAUCUCAGAAAUGCUGGUGCAUGGAACAAGAUGUAAACCCAUGAGUAAAGUAUUUAUUGAGCUGUCUUGCCCUUUUUUUCCCCCGGUUGUUUUAAACUAGAAUGUUCUUCUUGAAGGUGAAAUAUGGAGUUCCAUUUGAGAUGGCAUAAUUUAGUUUUUGUUUAUGUACUAAGCAACACAGAGGAGCCUUAUCUCUUAAGAAAAUAAAGUAUUUUGGGUUGUCCCAUUAAUAAACCCCAGCCCAAUUAUCCUGUGGAAGUGACUUCUAGUCCAAAACUGGGUCUAGCCUUAAUGCCUAGGUUCGUUCCAAACCUAAAUUUACAUAAGGCUUCCUUGAUGUCAGUGCUCAAAAGCCAGGGCCAGGUCCCACAACUGGCUCACACAGCUUUUUUGUAGCUGCCAGGGGCAUGGUUCAGUGGUUUCAUUGAGGGAGAUCCUGGGUUCUCGUAGGCUGAGAUGAACGAGAAACUCCAGUGCUACCCUCUUGCCCUGUGAGGGCUUCGUCUUCACCUUCCCAGGAGGUGCUGAUCUCCCUAAAAUAAUUCCUGCUUGUUCAGGGUUCCCAAAGGAUCCGUAAGCCAGGUGAGACUAAGAGUUGUGGAGGCUCCCUUUGCCUUCAGCCUCAGACUCUUCAGAUUAUUUUUGUAGGAGAGCUGCUGGACAUGUUACCGUCCCAUUUCCCUUUUUCUGGGUCCACUAGCAAUCUUAGACUUCCCUUAUGUGCUUAUUCGGGCUUACGCAUGGGAAUGUAAUUCUGCAUACGUAAAGGGGCACAAACCCACUAAGGGUUUAAAGGUAUUUUCUUAAAACUGAAUUGACUACUUGUUCCUUUAUGUAAUUUGGAAAUUUAACUAUUUUAACAAGCUUCAAGUACCUCCUCACUGACCCCCAAAUUGCCUUGUAUUUACUUUACAUAUAUGUGUACAUGCUGUUUCCCCAGAUUAGAAUGUAAGCUCCUAGAGGGCACAGACUGAUUCAUUUUUGUCUUUGUUCCUGCAGUACGUAGCAGAGUGCCUGAUACAGGCACUUAAUAAAUGCUUUUUGAUUGAAGAAUUCUUUCUUUGAUGAUUUCCUAGACAUUUUGGGGUUUUUAAUAUCGGCUAUAAAUAGAAAAAAAUGAGGUUCUAAAGUACUAGUUCUGAUGCUAACAGAUAUAGAUGAAACUUGUCCCAUGCCCAGAAUACAACAGACCUUAAUGAAUCAACUUUUCCUAUUCUUGGGCUUUGGGAAUAAAGCACAAAGUCAUAAGACAACCUAAGACAAAGUGAUAUUACAGAUUUGUAUUGUUUAAAAAGAAAUAAAGAUUUUGUCCCAGAAUUGGCACAUGAUAAUGCUGCUAUAAAAAGUAAAUCUUUGUAAUAUAAUAAACUUUUUACAAAUAAAAAUCUUUGAAAAGAUAUUUCUUAAAAAAAAAAACAAUUCCAGGGCAUAUUCCUAACAAUGUAAGUCAAAAGGCAUGAUAAUUUUUGUAACUUACUAUGUAUUUACAAAAGAACUAGACUGAUUCGAAAUUGCACCAAUGGUAGAUAAAAUUGUUCUCUGCAACCUACUAGAGAUUUCUUGUUGAUUAACUUUUUUCCCCAACUUAAUAUGUUGAAAGUGAUAGCUCAAAGUUAUUUAAACUUGUAUAUUUAUUCAUAAGGUUGAGCUUUUUUUGAGUGAUAACUAUAACAAUUCAUGUUUCCUCUAAUGAAAUUGCCAGUGUACUUUAUCAUGGACUUAGGAGUUACUUUGAUUUAUUUUUUUAAAUAGUUGUAUGUACCUCUAUGUGUAUGUUGAUUUCCAUGAAUGUUUUUAAGUUUUUGUUGUAUAUUAUAUUUUGUUAUUUUUAUUUAUAUUUUUAUUUCAUUAUAAUGAAAACAGGAAUUCUGUAUGUAAUCUUCAUUAGGUUAUUGUAACCUUUAUUAUUUUUCCCCCCUCUCUUCUCUGAACAUGUUACUAUUCGCUUUAAAACAAAUCAUAUGGCCCGUUCACAUUACUAUUUAUAUACAUAGAAUUUUUCUACUAGAGUGUAAAUUCUUGGAGCAUAGAGCUGACUAUAUGCUUUUUGGAAUUCCCCACAGGACCUGGCAUGGCUCCUUGCACAUUGCAGGUGCUUAGUAAAGACUUUGUGAUUGUUGCUGAACAAACAUAAACUUAAAGAAAAUCUAUUGGUAAUUUUGGAUUUUAAUUUUAUUUCACUGAAAUGAACUUUUACUGAUAUUGACCUGUUUGCUAUACUAAUAAUUACACUAUUUGAAAAGAAUUAGAAUCUCAUUCUCUUAACCAAUCUCCAAGAAAAGUUCAGACAUGGUAUGGUACUUGUGAUAAAAGAAACUUGUGGUGAAUUCAGAAUUUAAGAAUUCUGUGACUAAACAAGCAAAUUGUGGGAAAGAUACUGACUUACAUUAGUAGGAAGAGUUCCCUGUCCCCAAAAAAUCAUAGAUCCCUAUACCUAUUAUUGAAUUUAACAUUACAUUUAGACACAGAGAGGCUAUUGAAGUAAAAUUGCCUUUCACUGUUAAUUUUAUGUUAAUAUAUAUGAAUAUAUAAUUCAUAUAAUUUUUUCCUCUCCAUUUCCUAAAAUCUUAAGCACAAAGUGGACUUGAGAUAGUUAGUCCCAGAGUAUAAAUGAUACUACACAAGUGCAGAGGCCCAGAGAACCACAUUGAGCAUCUGUUAAACAAAUUCAUAAAGGAAAUCACAAAAUUUUCUAAAUAUGCUCUCUUCAAACUUUCUUUUUGAACAAAAAUUAAUUUCAUCCCAUUUCCAAUCUUGCAUUUAUGAGAUGAAUCUGGGAAAAUGUAAUUAUUUAACACUCUCUACCUUAGUUUUGGUGAUGUUACAAAUAAGUAUAAGAUAUUGAUAAAAAUUUUAAGUUUAUCUUUAAUCUUUGCUCAAAAUUUCUCAGUAAAUAAAAAAUAUUUGAGGUCCUUUCAGAUCAUUUACUUUUUCCUUACAUUUCUGGGGCCCAAACCUGAGCUGACAAAGACAAUUUUGCAAAUUUUUUUAAUCUUAUAAGAUUUGGAAAUCCUAUCAAGAGUUUCUUAAAAGAUAAGCAACAUUCAAUAAUAAAGUUCCUACCUUUG